Molecule: messenger RNA, 2698 nt
Organism: Lacerta agilis (Sand lizard)
Lineage: Eukaryota; Metazoa; Chordata; Lepidosauria; Squamata; Lacertidae
Gene: SYTL3
Product: synaptotagmin like 3
Exons: 15
Biological process (GO): exocytosis; intracellular protein transport
Cellular component (GO): plasma membrane; exocytic vesicle
Molecular function (GO): neurexin family protein binding; small GTPase binding
Source: RefSeq, a predicted model, not a curated record
GACAGACAGACAAAAACCUUCUAAGAAUCAGAAGAGAAAAUGACUCAGGAACUUGACAUCAGCGUACUAAAGGGAUUGGAACGACAAGUUGUUUUAGAUGUCCUCAACCGUGAUCAGAUGUUGAGGAAGGUGGAUGAAGAACGAAUAAGGAAACUGAAGCUGCAGUUGCAGGAACUUCGAUGGAAAGGGACAAAAAACACAAACCUGGAAUAUAAGUCUUGUGCCCGCUGUCAGAAACCUCUUGGAGUGCUAAUCAACAGAGGUGCAGUGUGCAAUGGGUGCAGUCAUCAAGUAUGCUCCAGAUGUCGCAUCACUUUGAAUCGCUACCUGUGGAAAUGCACUGUCUGCUACGCUCAUGAGGAACUUAAAGUGAAAGCAGGCGAGUGGUUCUUUGAGCAGCGAUCAAAGAAAUUUCCAGCUGAAGGUAGACAUGAAACUGCUGGUGCAAAGCUCUUGGACUCUUAUCAAGCACUACUAAGUAACAUAUCAGUGGUUCCUCCAACUCCCCCUCCAUUUGCUGAAUCCACAAGUGAACAUAAUACAGUGGAACUUGACCAGACUAAAAGUUUCCACAGGUCUAUGGAAAAUCUGUUUCUGACAUUUACAUCCCAUAUAAAAAAAAUAUCAAAGUCCCAGAAUGAUAUGACAGCUGAGAAAGGGUUGCUAACAACAGAUUAUGGGCAAGCAAUGGAUCCAAAGAAGGAGAGGAGAAGCCAGUCUGAUACUGCCAUUGAUAUUUCAUCCAGGGUAAAUGAUACCCCAAGUCUUCAACGGCUCACAAGUGGAGAUCAAGGUGUCAAUGGAGUUGCUGCCAAAAGGAAAUCCAGUGAAGAGCUAAUUUCAUCCAGUGCCAUAAGUGACCUAUUUUCUUCAGGAAAAAUAAGUGGCAGUUUAUUCAGCAUUAACAGCACUUGCACUGAGGCUGGCAACUUUGAGCAAGCUGAUGUCAGCGGUGAGAUAGAUGUUGCCAUCAGAUAUCUCUUCAAAUCUGGCAUAUUAGAGGUAUAUAUCAGAGCCUGCAAGAACUUGGCUUAUGGAGAGGAGAAAAAGAAAAAAUGCAAUCCGUACAUCAAGACUCGCUUGCUGCCUGAUAAAUCUUCUCAGAGUAAACGGAAGACCUCUGUCAAAAAGAACACAUUGGAUCCAACCUUCCAAGAAACAUUAAAGUACAAGAUUGAAUACUCGCAGCUGGAAACCCGACAACUGCAAAUAUCUGUAUGGCAUGCUGGAACUUUCAGACAUCGAGUAUUCCUUGGAGAAGUGGUGAUUCCAUUUGAAUCUUGGGAUUUUGAAGACAGUUCAACUCAGUCAUUCAGCUGGUAUCAACUCAAAGCAAAGCCCGAAAAGCCUGGAGAUAAUGUACUCCAGUACAGUGGAGAACUUCUGGUGCGUGCAAAGCUGGUUUCACCUUCCCUACGUAACAAGUUCCAGUAUGGUGAGCAUGAGAAAGAAAAUACAAAGCACUGGAUGGAAGACAGAGCAUAUCCUGAGUACCAGCUUCAACUUCUAGUUCUUGGAGCCCACAACUUGCCUAUGCUAAGACCUGAUGGCCUAUUGAACGCAUUUGUUAAAGGCUGCCUUUGCAUCCUGGGGCAACGUGACUUAAAACAAAGGACUCCUGUGCUGAAGAAACAAGCCCAGCCACAAUGGAACCACUUGUUUGUCUUUAAUGGGGUUACCGCAUCUCAGCUGCAGCAAUCUUGUGUGGACUUAACUGUCUGGGAUCAAGCACCGUUUGGUUUACGUGAUCAGUUCUUGGGCGGUGCAAGACUCGGAAAAUAAACAUCAACCGGUACAGUGGAUGCAACCUCCCAAGCAUGUCUUCAGUGGGAAAAGAUGCUCAGCAGCCCAGACACAUGGACAGACAUAGCACUUUCACUGUAUCCUAAUGCUCCUGUGUUUAAAUUCUGAAUGUUUCUUGCCUUAACAUAUGGAAAGCUAUGUGUAGCUUUGGUCAUUGCCUGCUCAGACAAGUAUAGUAUGCCAGUUAUUUUAACCCCAAGAAAUGUAAACCAUGAAAUGUAUGUACGAAAAUAACAAGGAAGGAACAGCUUUCUUGAUCUCUGUGUAUGUCAGGAGCUUCACAGCAAGUCAGACUGGAUCUGAGGUUCUUUCACACAUGCACAAACACCAGAAGUGUAAACUGCAAAUUUAGAGUUCACCUAUUUCUCUGGGAAACUAGUUGGGUAUCUUAGCCAGAGCAGCAGGCAUGAUUUCCUGGCACAAUUCAAGCAAUAGAAAGGUUAGACUGGGAAUUUAAUGCUGCUGUUGAUGAACUAUUUCAUGGUUGCAUCUCUUUUUGCAAACUCUAAAGGCUAGGACUAAGCAAUGCAAGAAUGUUUGCUGUAAUACCCUUGUUCAUUUUCACUGCUGCCUGCUUCUCUCUCUCAUAACCAGCCCCAACCUUUUUCUUUCUCCAUAUUUCUAUUCUACUUUGAUAGUCUCAGCUUUGUUCUAAAUCAAUCUGGCUAUGCCUGUAAAUUCAGCAGCACUGUGCACCAAUUACUUGAGAUGACGUCUAUAACUGCAGCCAAAAUAUGUUAGCAUUUGGACAAACUAUUCUUUCUGUUUGUCAGCAUCAAAGAACAGAACUCCUCCAAUGAAAGUUUGAGAUAAAUCUGAUUUAUUGGUAUCUAAUCUACAGAAGUAAAAGAAAACCCCAAUGUAUGGCAUUUUAUCUAUGCAUGUAAUUAGUUGG